CGCGCCGUCGUUGUUGUGAUGACGCACUGACGCACAGUUACCUCAGAGACGACCAGGCGAACGGUCAACGCCAAUGCGAUGGUAGCAGUGACAACCAAGGCCGUAGCGGACUGGAAGAGGGUUUUUUACGCGAAGGAGUGCACCGGCAGCACACACAGGCUUUAACUUUAGCCCGCCAUGACCGCGAAGCUGUAGUUUUAGGCUAAAUAAGCUUCUCGUUUGCAGCUGACGCGUCGUGUCAACACAAAGGCCUAUGUAGCUAGCUAGUUCCUCGGCUAGCUAGCUAGCAAGGGGUUGAACGCCAACCUCUGCUGCAGCAAAAGUAACUGGGGUGACAUUUUUGUAUGUUUUACUUGUAGCGUAGUGAAUCUCCUCCACCGAGACGACGACAUUUGAGUGUUUCCUCGCCUCUCCACUACAAUGACGGAACAGGGCGCAGUGGUCAUGCAGCAGAAUUUGGACAGGAGCUGCUGGGUGUGCUUCGCCACAGAUGAAGACGACCGCACAGCAGAGUGGGUGCGUCCCUGUCACUGCCGCGGCUCCACCAAGUGGGUUCACCAGGCCUGCCUGCAGCGCUGGGUGGACGAAAAGCAGCGUGGCAACAGCACGGCACGCGUGACCUGCCCACAGUGCAACGCAGAAUACCUCAUCGUCUUUCCCAAACUGGCUGUCAACAUCGAAGCAGCAGUUUUGAGCAAAUUUUCAUGUCCAGUGGUCUACGUGCUGGACCUGGCCGACCGGCUCAUCUCUAAGGCCGGACCCUUUGCGGCAGCCGGCAUCAUGGUGGGCUCCAUCUACUGGACUGCCGUCACAUAUGGAGCUGUCACCGUCAUGCAGGUGGUUGGACAUAAGGAGGGCCUGGAUGUUAUGGAGCGGGCCGACCCUUUGUUCCUGCUCAUCGGCCUGCCCACCAUCCCCGUCAUGCUGAUCCUCGGCAAGAUGAUCCGCUGGGAGGACUACGUGCUGCGUCUGUGGAGGAAGUACUCCAACAAACUGCAGAUCCUCAACAGCAUCUUCCCAGGGAUUGGCUGUCCAGUUCCUCGGAUCCCGGCAGAGGCCAGCCCCCUGGCCGACCACGUGUCGGCCACACGGAUCCUGUGCGGCGCCCUGGUCUUCCCCACCAUCGCCACCAUCGUGGGGAAGCUCAUGUUCAGCAGUGUCAACUCCAACCUACAGAGGACCAUCCUGGGAGGAAUCGCCUUCGUGGCCAUCAAGGGAGCGUUUAAGGUGUACUUCAAACAGCAGCAGUACCUGAGGCAAGCUCACCGCAAGAUCCUCAACUUCCCCGAGCAGGAGGAGGCCUGAGGAGGAGGACCGGAUGAACCACACAUACACACACACCUACAGUACACACACACACACACCUACAGUACAGUACACACACCUCUGCCUUUAGGGGUCAGGGGGCGGAGGAGGAAAUGAACCCGUCAGACUCAGGAUCAGUGUCGCCCGCACUUACCUGCUCCUCGAACCCUCUCACCCUUUCUGGAGCCGCCAACAUUCGACACAAGGAUCCCAAGUAUCGCCGCUUCAGUUUGAACCUUCCGACGUAUUCGUGAGGUGAAGACGGAUCAGACUGACGCACACAGAGCGGAGCAUGUUUGCAGUCUCACACACACACACACACACACACAUCUCCUCUCUAAGAACCGGUGCCGGGUGGAUGUGUCACAUAAACUAACACCUAUUGUAAACAUAAGUGUAUUUUAAAGGACAUCAGAUAUGUGGGGCAUGUGUAAUUAUAAAGUUUUAUAACAUUAAUAAAUGACUGUUUUAUAAUGUUUAUUUUGCAGAUUUGAAAAGUCCCCUUUGCCAAUGUUGGAGGAUUUAUAACGACAAAGGAAUAUGUUGUGUUUGGAAUGUAUUAAAGAGGAAACAAAUGUGCAAACAUGAUGCAGUGCGUUAAUGCAGCCGGGGGGGGGUGUCGAGGUUUCAUCUGACGGUACGAAAACCCACUGACCACCGAGCAGAAGUUAGAGCACAGCCUUUUAUUUAUUUGCUUCCUCCUCGUACCCCGGAAGUGUCCACGUCUGUUGCUUUAUCUCCACUUUCCAAAAAAAGCUCUUCUGUGGUUGUUUAAAUCUCGGUCAUCACCACAGUGGUGCAGGUGCGCAGCCUGUUGCCAUGACACCACCUCCUCCGGCUGCGUGGAACGUCCAUGGACGAUCUUUUUCGCAGCACGUUUGAGAUGUGACACUUCGCUCAAAGAACUCGGGAACUUGAACAGUUUUUUUUCCCCCCUCUCUGGGUUUUAUUUCACAAAAUCCUUUUUUCUUUAUCGUUCCUGUUCCUCCGUCAUGUGACCAUCGGGCUGCGUCAGCGUGAGCCGCGGCUCAGCUCAGACACGAGUGGCAGUUUUGAAAUGAGUCAUGGAAGGAGCUGACACUUUGGACGGUCUUUAAAGGGUCAGUUCACACAAAUGACGAGCCAUAUUUCCUCUAGUGGCGUGAAGCCAUGCAGAUAUUUUUGGUUUUUUAAUUUCUGCUUCAACCAUGGAGAUGAAAAAUCACCUAUAGAAAUGUCAUCUCUGGUACCAGUGUAAACGGAGACACCAUUCAAACUGGAUCACACCAACAGAUGUACUGGUGAACAAGAUCUGGAUUCAAGUACAAGUGGAGUUCAGUUGUUUGAUCUCCAGUGAGCUGAGAGAUGUUUGUGUAGAUCAUCGGGAGUGUAAUGUGAUCACUUUGAUUUAUUGUGCUGCUUUCUGCCACUGAGGACACGUGACAACCUGUGGUCUGUGGCGUCCUACGUGGAAUAAUUUAACCUGCACAUGUGAACUGUGCCUGUUUUACAGAUGUUCUCUCCCCCCACCACCACCCCUUACAUUCACCGUUCAGUCUCCACUCUGCCAAAAUAAGUGUGAACUGUGUUUGUUGCUUCUGACUAGAGUUCAAUGGUUUCAGUUCUGUGAAUAAAUGUAUUUUUCCAAA
Messenger RNA from Hippoglossus stenolepis (Pacific halibut), 2933 nucleotides. RefSeq names its product membrane-associated ring finger (C3HC4) 5 (gene marchf5). Gene Ontology annotation, molecular function: zinc ion binding. Lineage: Eukaryota; Metazoa; Chordata; Actinopteri; Pleuronectiformes; Pleuronectidae. The coding region runs from base 421 to 1305 and encodes 294 amino acids. The record is from RefSeq and is a predicted model, not a curated record. The transcript has 7 exons.